This is a messenger RNA of Chara braunii, 1925 nucleotides long. The record is from the annotation of a GenBank genome assembly. Lineage: Eukaryota; Viridiplantae; Streptophyta; Charophyceae; Charales; Characeae.
GCGGGGAGGAGGGUUUGAGGGGCGGGGAGGAGGGUUUGAGGGGCGGACGUUGUUUCCUUUGAAAGUGUUGAAGAGGGGCUGACGCCUGGGAUGUUUGUGGAUUGUGUGUGCGCACGUGAAGUUGUCGAUGGUGCUGACGAAGCAGAUCUUGCAGUUGCUUGCGAGGCACUUCACUGAUGAAGGUCCUCACGGCAAGAACCCCGACAAGGGGUCGAGGCACUGGCUGUGCAACUAUUGCGAGACUCGGUUUGUCAGCAUGAAGUCAGUCCUCAAGAAGCACUUCAUGACGAAGUGCAGUAUUGAGCUUGUCACUUGGGCAUUAACAGCGGAGGAGAGGGUGAUGAGAAUCGAGGGCAUCCGACUGCGGAAGCACCAGGAGAUCAGUGCGGGGUUCAUUGUCGGUGUUGUGAUGGACAAUGCGAGGGUUUGCGCUAAAGCGGGGAAGAUGGUGGAGGCCAAGUACCCUGGUAUUUUUAGUGUGGGCUGCACAACCCAUGCCUUGGAUCUGACCCUAGAGGACACGUACAAGUGCAUGGACUGGCUGAAAGUGGUCGUCGACAAGGGCAAUCAAGUUGGCAAGUUUUUCACCAACGUCGACAAGGUCCGCACAAUGUACAAUAGGAUUGCGAAUGCGCAAUUCAAACAUCCAGUGGUCACAAGAUCCGCGACGAACUUUGAGAUGCUUCAGUCGCUGAAGACGGGGAGGAAUCCAUUGGAGCUCUGUGUCUGCAAUACGACAUGGGUGGAGAAGGUGGUGAGGGGGGGGGAGGUGGCGACAUUCAACGCCAUCACCCACAUCAUCAUGGACACAAAUGGAUUAUGGAAGGAUGUGGAUAAGGCCAUGGCGGUGAUGGAGCUAGUUUGGGCCUUCAUGACAUCAGAGCUGCAUUGCGCAGCCGCCUUCCUCGAUCCCGAGUACAGAACACACACCGUUCAAGACACGGAGAUUCGCGAGGGGUUCAACAUCUGGCUUUACUCUUGGGCGCCGCCGGAGUUGCUGCAGCGAGAAAUCAGUAGACAGGUGGACAUGUGGGUGCAGGGUUUGGGCACUUUGGGGACACAGAACGCAAGGGAUCAGGUUAGGAAAGGGACAGUCGGCGAUGCUGCUGCUGCGGAGGUCCGCGUAGACGAAUUCGACGACGUCCUGCUAGAGCGCACAUGGCUGCAGAACAACAAGGAGGAGAACUUUGUGGAUGGUGAGGAUGAUAUCGCCGCACUCGGUGCGCUGGAGAGAACAUGGCACGCAAACGCGAAGCCCGGGAAGCACCGAGUGCGAGAGUUACGCAGUAAGUCGGGUGCUGAAGAGCCCGAUCCCGAGCUCGUGUAUACCUUGGAGGGCCGUGAUCGUGCCUUGAAGGCGCGUCAAACCGACGAUUGGGUGCAGGUGAGGGAGGCGGUAUCGGGUCGCGGGCGACGCAAGAAGAAGGCAACGGCACCAGACGUUGCCGAAGAACAACCGGUUCAUAAACGAAAGAGGAAGGUUGGGGAGAGGGAUGUACCACCCAAAAAGAAGAGACGAUGGCCUCCACUUUCGCCCGAGAAGAAGGUUGCAAAAGCAGUAGCAUGUGUAGAGGCCGCAAAGGAUUCAACAGUUGAGGCAGCAAGGCCUGCGAAGAGGAGAACAACUGAGGUGAUUGAAAAUGACGAAGAAAAUUUGUGUCAUAACUGGAAAAAGCGGUUUUCUUUAACCUCAUCAUCAUCGUCUGAAGACAGUGCGCCGCAGAACAUUGAGGAGGAGGAGGAAAUGUCCCAGCAAUCGGACGAUAGUGGAGAGCCGGACGGGGAUGAGUCGGAGGAGGACCCGUCGUAGGCGGAGUCACACGGGGAGGAACAGUCCAGGGAGGAGGACGAGUAGCCCUUAGUGAAUCAGUAUAUUGAGGGUAGUGUGUCCUUGCUUGCUUUUGUGCUCCUAAAACUACAAACGU